AUGGUCAAAUAUUGAUUGUGUAAUGUUAUGCAAUUAUGCAAAUUUACAUACGGGUCCAAUAUUACUUACACAUUACCGACUAAGUUUAAUUUCUGAUUCCACAAUACAUUUUUUUUUACAGAUGUCUUCAAAUAUGAACAUAGACAAGUUUUUUAAACGAAUCGGCAGUUUUGGGCGCUACCAAAUAUUAUUCAUCAUAAUACUUUCUCCACUGCAAGCAUUAUUUCCAAGUUGGCAAGUGCUGUCACCCGUGUUUAUUAUGUAUGAGCCACAACAUCGAUGUAAAACCGUUUCUAACGUUAGCAUACCCAUUCAGAAGGACGGAACGUUUUCAAAAUGUAGCAUGUAUAACGAAACAAACAUGUACCUAAAUGAAACAACAACCUGCGAGAAAGGCUGGGAGUAUGACAUAUCGAAGAAUGCAGUGACAUUGGUAUCUGAGCUGAAUUUGGUAUGUGACAAAGCAAUUCUUGCUCCAAACGCUGUCUCCAUUAUGUUCUGCGGCGUUUUGUUUGGAGCGUUAUCUAGUGGACAACUAUCAGAUAUGUUUGGACGCAAGAUGGUCGCCUGGGUUGGAAUGGUUGGUUGGAGCGUCGUCGGCAUCGGGAUAGCAUUCACUCACAGCUACAUAAUAUUCGUAAUCAUGUGGUUCAUAUUAGCAAUGUGCGUGGCGGCUACGUUUUCAUCCAUCUUCAUUUUAAUACUUGAGCUGUUUCCGCCUGAGCAAAGAUCAACGGCAUCCUGUAUUUCGCCAGUCUUUUGGGGAACAGGCCUUUGCUUACUUGCACCUAUCGGCUACCUCUUUCAAAAUUGGCGCUAUUUCCAACUUGCUAUUACGUUUCCUGUAAUUCUCUUCUUGCCUGGUUGGUGGUUUGUUGUUGAGUCUCCAAGAUGGCUUCAAUCGCAGGGUCGAAUGAGUGAUCUAAAAAAGGUACUUGUGAAGAUGGCUAAAUUCAACGGAGUUGACCCAGAUUUCAUAAACGAGGAUCAAGAUGAAUGUAAACCAAACGAAAACACAAAGAAAGUUAAUUGUUCAGUUAGAGUCCCCGGAACAAAGCCUAAUAUCUCAGAUGAAGAGACUAACGAUGUAAUUCAGCUGAAAUCAAAACGAACUUACACUUUUAUGGAUACAGUACGUACUUCACGGUUGCGUAUUGUUACUAUAGUUUUAAGUUACAUGUGGUUUGUGAACAGUUUGGUGUACUACGGAUUAUCUCUUAAUUCAUCUUCUUUGGCUGGAAAUCGUUUCGUGAAUUUCUUUAUCAUUGGCGUAGCAGAUGUAGCAGCCCAUCUAUUUACUUUGUGGGCAUUGCCAAGAUUUGCUCGCAGAAGAUUGGCUCUAGUAUUCCACGUUAUUGCUUCUGUUGGGUGCGUUUUGACAACAGCUAUUCCUCAAGAAACUGAUGACGGUAAAGAUCUCACAAUACUAAUUAUUGCUGUUGCUUUCAUCGGAAAAUGCUGCAUAACGGUUACUUUCGCACUUGUCUGGGUAUAUACUUCUGAAAUAUACCCGACAGUUAUCAGGAAUAUUGGACUCGGGGAAUGUUCUACAAUGGCGCGAAUUGGUGGUAUGUGCGCGCCUUACAUUAUGUACACGGGAAGAUCCAUUACGUGGAUACCGAUGGUGCUAUUUGCUACGUUGUCGCUGUUUUCAGGUUUAGUUGCUUUGUUGUUGUCCGAAACUUUGAACCGCCCUCUCCCAGAAACAAUCAAGGACGGUGAGGAUUUCAAGAAUGUAAAGCCUGUAACUUUAGCAUACUCACCCACUCCCGCUGAAGAUCUUGAUUACAAUUCUACGAAAAUUUAGAUUGAACUAAUACAUAAUAAUUGCUAACAUAAUAAUUACAUUUAUCUAUUAAAUCUAUUAGUUUAUAUGUAACCGUUUACAUUUACGUAUUGUUAGAGAAACUAGGGUACCAAACAUAAUUUAAUUAAUUGUUUUUAGUACAAUUUUAUUAAAUAGAAUUGCGAUUUUAUUAAAAUAUUGGAUCUAUAAUAUAAAA
This is a messenger RNA of Anneissia japonica, 2003 nucleotides long. Its product is annotated as organic cation transporter protein-like. Gene Ontology annotation, molecular function: transmembrane transporter activity. Gene Ontology annotation, biological process: transmembrane transport. The transcript has 9 exons. The coding region runs from base 23 to 1807 and encodes 594 amino acids. NCBI's taxonomy places the organism in Eukaryota, Metazoa, Echinodermata, Crinoidea, Comatulida, Comatulidae. The record is from RefSeq and is a predicted model, not a curated record. Gene Ontology annotation, cellular component: membrane.